This is a messenger RNA of Castor canadensis (American beaver), 2550 nucleotides long. RefSeq names its product CCCTC-binding factor like (gene Ctcfl). Gene Ontology annotation, biological process: regulation of transcription by RNA polymerase II. Gene Ontology annotation, molecular function: RNA polymerase II transcription regulatory region sequence-specific DNA binding; DNA-binding transcription factor activity, RNA polymerase II-specific. Lineage: Eukaryota; Metazoa; Chordata; Mammalia; Rodentia; Castoridae. Gene Ontology annotation, cellular component: nucleus. The record is from RefSeq and is a predicted model, not a curated record.
AUGGCAGCCACCAAGGACCCCAUCCCUUCUGAGCAAUUCACCAAAAUCAAAGAGCUGGAGUUAGUGCCCACAAAAGGCCUGGAGGUGCAGAGAGAGGAGAACGGGUUGCGGAGAGGACAGAACCAUCCCAGCCCUGGCGAGGUGGAGGCCAGGGGCAGCCACACCACCCUCCAGGCCAGGCCCUUGGAAGGACAGCAGGAGCUGCUGCCGGUCCCCGAGGGCGAGAAGCACAUUCUGACCCUACAGGCCGUGCACCUUACCUCCCCAGACAUGGGGCUGCAGGAGCUGGGCUGGCUGGGCGCAUCGCACCCCCAGGAGGUGCCAGUGAUGGUGCAGGAGGGCGAGAGGGUGGUCCCAUCGCUGCUGUGGCUUAGCCAGGAGGCUCCACAGGGUGUGCAGCCGUGCGUGGCCAUCAGUGUCCAGGAGCAGCUGUACCCGCUGCCCGGGCUAGAGGUGAUGCAGUUCCACCUGCUGGAGGAGAACGUGACAGUGACUGUGAGCAAUGAGGGCCCUGAGUUAGCCGGGAGCCUGGCUGAAAGCCCCGUGUUGACUAAGCUUGAGGACGCUCAGGAGGACCUGCGGCCUGGCAGGGGACUGGCUGAGAGAGCAGGAGAACAGUUCUUCCUGGUAGAGGCUCGGCAGCCAGGAGAAGGGGGAAGAGAGGAGGUCGUUCUCACAAUUUCCAACCUGAACGUGGAAGAGCCUCAAGGGAAGCCGGCGAGCGUGGAGAAAGCUGAAGUUGUGGACACUCAGAGGAAGCCAGCAGUGACGAAACACACCUUCCGCUGCGGUGUCUGCAUGUUCACCUCCUCCCGGAUCUCCAGUUUAAAUCGCCACGUGAAAACUCACACCAGUGAGAAGCCCCACGUGUGCCACCUCUGUCUGAAGGCUUUCCGCACCGUCACUCUGCUGCGGAACCAUGUCAACACCCACACAGGAACCAGGCCAUAUAAGUGUGGGGACUGUGACAUGGCGUUCGUCACCAGUGGAGAGCUCGUGCGGCACAGGCGUUACAAACACACUCACGAAAAGCCCUUUAAAUGCUCCAUGUGCAAGUAUGCAAGCGUCGAGGCCAGCAAACUGAAACGCCACAUCCGCUCCCACACGGGCGAGCGUCCCUUCCAGUGCUGCCUCUGCAGCUAUGCCAGCAAGGACACCUAUAAGCUGAAACGUCACAUGCGGACACACUCAGGUGAGAAGCCCUACGAGUGCCCAGUCUGCCACGCCCGGUUCACCCAGAGCGGGACAAUGAAGAUACAUGUUACACAGAAGCACAGUGAGAAUGUCCCCAAAUUCCAGUGUCCCCAUUGUGCCACCAUCAUUGCAAGGAAGAGCGACCUGCACGUGCACAUGCGUAAUCUGCACACCUACAGCACUGCAGAGAUGAAGUGCCGCUACUGCACGGCCGUCUUCCACGAGCGCUACGCCCUCCUGCAGCACCAGAAAGGCCACAAGAACGAGAAGAGGUUCAAGUGCGAGCACUGUGGCUAUGCCUGCAAGCAGGAGCGGCACAUGACGAUCCAUGUGCGCACGCACACGGGAGAGAAGCCCUUCACCUGCCCAUCCUGCCCCAAGUGUUUCCGGCAGAAGCAGCUGCUGAGUGUGCACUGGAAGAGAUGCCACGACGCCAGCUUCGUCCCCACUGUGCACAAAUGCCCUAAGUGUGGCAAAGGCUUUUCCCGCUGGAAUAACAUGAACCGACACGCUGAGAAGUGUGUAUUGGAGGAAAAGAGGGUGAGCACCUCAGGAAAAGGAAGGCGAAUGAGAAAGAAAAAGCAGACAUUCUCGAAAGAAGCAGGAAAGGAUGACGACGCUGCUGCCGGGGAGGCCACCACCAUGAGGGGGACACAGCUCCCAGGGGAGAUGUCUCCUGUCCACUGUGAAGACGGCUCGGCUGGGAGCGGGUCCCUGCCAGAAGCCAUGACCUAUCCCACAGACACGCCACAGCCCGUGCAGUUAAUUCGUAAGGAACUCUUAGGCGUGCAGGAGCACGGGGAGCUGCAGGUGGUGAUCUGCUGCCUCUGCAGGAAGGCAUUAUCAACAUUGGCUGUAUGUGAGGACAAGGCCACCACAGCCACAAGUGGUGUGGAACAACUGAGGGUGGCCAGCGGGACCCAGUUCAUGCACGAGCUCCAAGUGGAGGUCAGGAAGAAGGCUAUAUUUCUCCAAACAUGGAUGUCAGGACUGUCCCCGAAGACCCAGGUUAUCUGUGAGGCAACAGGUUCACAUCCCAGCUACAACCGUGGCUCUGGCGUGGGGUUGCCGAGGUUCCCACCUGCCAUGCUGCUCACUCAGUGUGGUGCUGCUGUGAUGAGUAGCACAGCCUCAGCAGCUCGCAUCAGAGUCCAACAUGGUCCCCAAGGUGUGGGUGAGGCCAGUCCCAGAGGCUCCAGGGAGGAAGCCAUCGCCAGCCUUUCCAGCUCCCAGAAGCUGCUGUUACUUCUCCCAGGGCUCUUCCCCGACCUUCAGGGCCAGGAGAGGCCAGAGUGGUCCUCCAGCCCCUGUCCAUGUCUAAAUGCCUUUGGUCACAUGGGCCACAUUGACUGGUAA